Messenger RNA from Hydractinia symbiolongicarpus, 2342 nucleotides. Its product is annotated as DDB1- and CUL4-associated factor 11-like. Gene Ontology annotation, cellular component: Cul4-RING E3 ubiquitin ligase complex. The record is from RefSeq and is a predicted model, not a curated record. NCBI's taxonomy places the organism in Eukaryota, Metazoa, Cnidaria, Hydrozoa, Anthoathecata, Hydractiniidae. Gene Ontology annotation, biological process: proteasome-mediated ubiquitin-dependent protein catabolic process. Gene Ontology annotation, molecular function: protein binding. Bases 248 to 1966 code for a protein of 572 amino acids. The transcript is spliced from 19 exons.
GACAUAAAAUGAUUGGAUGACGAGGCAAAAAAAAUGCACAGACGCUUUUUGUUUUGUUUGUUUGUUUGAUUAUUUUUUUUGCCUGGGGCAAAUUUAUGCAGGUAUAUUACAAAAAAGUUCACACUUCGAAUUCUGUACACUGUCUAAGCUUCCAAGCAGAUUGGUGCUAAUAAAGGUUUGCAGAAGAAAAAAAGUGAUGGCACUUCUUGAAGUGUAAAUUCUACCAAGUUCUACUUCUGUUGUGUUUAUGGGAAACAGUUUUACAAGAAGACGUAGUAGAAGAAGGGACCAAGUGACAAAUCCUGCACAAACUGCAGGAGAAAUCCAAGACAUAUCGGCUAGACAUCGAGUGGUAACACAUCAAACUUUGCCAGCAACAAUGGAACAAGUUGACAAUUCUGAUCAAAGCGAGAAUGAAAUGUCAGAGAGCAAUGAACCACAGCCAAAUUUAGCAUCAAUCUUAUCUUUUCUGCUACGAAGCGGCCAAGUGAGGUUAGUUCGUUCUGGUGGAUUAGGUGCUUUUGAAGUCAAUGUGCAUGUACAGAGAGAAGACAGCGAUGAAGAAGAUGAGUUGGGUUCCACUGGAAGACAACCUCCAUCUCCCAGAGGUGAUAACGAGCCUGACACUUCAAAUAUACCAAAUUCCCAACUGCAAAAAAUUGUACAGAAUGACAGUGGUCAUUUCUACAAAACGCCAAUGAAUUUGACAACAAGAUUGUUUCAGAGGGAAAGUGCUACCCUGCAUGGAAGAAAUCACUUUACUUCUGGUGAUCGUGCAAUAUGUACUAAAAGCUUUCUACCAAACUCAUGUGAAACAGUGGCACGGUAUCGAUCCAAAGCAUUUUGUGGCACAUAUUCUUCAGAUGGUACUGUUUUUAUGACAGCAUGUCAAGAUCAACAUAUUCGGAUGUACGACACAACUGAUGGCCAGUUCAAACUGUUUCGUAACAUAUCAGCAAAAGAUGUUGGCUGGAGUAUUGUAGAUACCGCAUACAGCCCUGACCAACACUAUAUCAUCUACUCCAGUUGGUCAGAUUUCAUUCAUCAAUGUAAUGUGUAUGGUGAUCAUAACACCCAUCUUGCUCUUGACUUGAGGCCGGAGGAGUCACGCUUUUGUGCGUUCUCAGUUUCUUUUUCAGAGGACAGCAAAGAGAUCAUAGCUGGUGGCAGUGAUCGAUGCUUGUAUAUUUAUGACAGAGGAAAAGAGGAUCGCAUUUUACGGAUAUCUGCACACGAUGAUGAUGUGAAUGCAGUAUCAUUCGCCGGUGCAAGUUCUAACAUUUUAAUUUCUGGUGGUGAUGAUGGAAUAUGCAAGGUGUGGGACCGACGUUUACUGAGUGAAUCCACGCCCAAACCGGUUGGUACGUUUGCAGGUCACACAGACGGGAUAACGUAUAUCUGCGCUAAGGGUGAUGAAAAUCACUUCAUAUCCAACUCAAAAGAUCAAACAAUUAAGUUGUGGGACACUCGCAAACCCUCUUCAGAAGAAGCAACACGGGAAGCUCGUCGUAUUGUUGCCAAUCAGAAUUGGGAUUAUCGCUGGGAAACUGUGCCUCGACGCUCUCCGCGUCUUCAGAAUGUCAUUGGCAACGACGCCGUCAUGACGUACCGUGGUCAUCGGGUAUUGCACACAUUAUUAAGAGCAAAAUUCUCACCCGCCCACACCACCGGACAGCAAUUCAUAUAUGCUGGUUGUGCUACUGGCAGCGUUGUCGUGUACGACGUGUUAACCGGCAAAAUUGUGACGAAACUAAGAGACGCACAUCGUCAGUGUGUAAGAGAUGUGUCGUGGCAUCCAUACGAAAGUGUUAUCAUGUCCACUUCGUGGGAUUGCACGAUCGGAAAAUGGGAAUAUUGUCACCUAGCGUGCGAAAAGACGCAGUGCGAAUCUCAUGAUUGUGCCAACGUGAAGAAGAGUCAAGACGGUAAAAGAAAAAGAAUGAGAUCGUUUAAUGAUGAAUUGUGACCUCGCCUUAAAGGCUUGGUGAAGAGUAAUUACCGGAACGCCCUGUGUAAUAAUAGCUGCGCCGGUUCAUAUGCUACGCCUCAAAAAUUGACGUCAUAUUUCGUAUUUAACUGCGACAGAUAGUUCAUGAUCGAACACGAACCUCCUUCGAGCUGCUUAUUCUAAAUUGGAUAUUAAGAACGGAAGAUAAAAACCAUCUACCAGUUUCCUUAGCCUGAGACGCAUGCGCAAGAAAAUCUUCAAAAUUUCGAAAUAGCGAAAUAUAUUUUGGUGCAUGGAAUAAUUACGCAUGCGUGUUUAAGAUCUCCUUUAACUUUGAAAAACUGUUUGUACAGGACUCGCUAUAAUAUUAAAACAAUACAAAUGUUUCCCCUUU